UUACUGUUAUCUUACCCAGAUUUUAUUACACUCUUCACCGCCAUGAGCUGAUGAGACCAGAGCCUAAUGCUGUUUGCCGAUUGCCAAGGUUACCAGCCAUCGAGGACAUAUUCUGGCAAUUAUGUCUCUGGAAUUCCCUGCCUAACAUUGCUAAACCUAAAGCCAAAAUUUGAGCGCCACAAAUGCUAAGAUUUGCCUUCAUGAAUUGCAAGAACGCCACACAUCUGUGCGGCGCAGAACGCGUCUGCAUUGAGCUGCAACCUCUGCAUAAUCAGGCCGUCUCUCAGGUUUCCUGAGGUUGAUGAUGGAAGCUGAUGAAUCUGGUGUACCGCCGCGACGGGUCGCCGGAGAUGUUCACACCCCGGCGAGCUGCUCCUCCGAGGAGCUAAUGUUCAGGUGUAGGAGCGGCAUGGCGGCGACCUGCUCAUCGCCAUGGCGUCCUCACCGCACACGUCGGCGUUCCGCGCGGCGCGGCCGGUAUCCAUCAGCAUGCCGGCGUCGCCGACCGGGUUCGGUGGCGCUAGGCCGGAGGUGGAGCUCCAGCGGCACGCCAUGACGGACGUGCCGUGCAUGCUGCCGCUCCCGGCGCCGCGGCCGCCGAUGAUGCCCGUCGCCCCACAGCCCGACAGGGUGGUGUUCCGCUCCCAGCCAAUCGCGGUCCCCGACGGCGGGGCCGGGCUGCCCCAGCAGGGCAGGAACUCGCAGGUGCACGGCGACUCCUCGAUCCGCGGUGGCGCGCGGCGCGCAGCGGCGACGGCGACGACCACGGGCAGGGUGCGCACGCGCCGGGACACGAGCUACGACUCGUUCAAGACACUGUCCGGGAAGCUGGAGCGGCAGAUCACCACCCACCUGCGAGGCGUCCGGCAGCAGCCAGAGCAGCGGGAUGAGGAGGAGGAGGAGCCCGAGGAAAACGACGCGGCGACGGGGGCGGCGGCGGCGGCGAAGGAGACGACGGCGGCGUCGGCGGCGACCAGCAGACGGCCGUACUCGUCGAUGCCGAGAGUGCAGCGCUUCUUCGCGGCGCUGGAAGGCCCCGAGCUGGACAAACUAAGGUCGUCGGAGGAGCUGGUCCUGCCGUCCGACAAGACGUGGCCGUUCCUGCUCCGGUUCCCGGUGUCGGCGUUCGGCAUGUGCAUGGGCAUGAGCAGCCAGGCGAUCCUGUGGAAGAGGAUCGCCAUCUCGGCGUCGACGAGGUUCCUGCACAUCACCGUCAAGAUCAACCUGGUGCUCUGGUGCGUCUCCGUGGCGCUCAUGUGCGUCGUGUCGGCGCUGUACGCGUGCAAGGUCGUCUUCUACUUCGAGGCCGUCCGGCGAGAGUACUACCACCCGGUCCGCGUCAACUUCUUCUUCGCGCCGUGGAUCGCCUGCCUGUUCCUCGCCAUCGGCGUGCCGCCGGUGGUGGCGGCGAACCUCCCGCACUGGCUCUGGUACCUGCUCAUGGCGCCGCUCGUGUGCCUGGAGCUCAAGAUCUACGGGCAGUGGAUCUCCGGCGGGCAGCGGCGGUUGUCGAGGGUGGCGAACCCGUCGAACCACCUGUCCAUCGUCGGCAACUUCGUCGGCGCGCUGCUCGGCGCCAUCAUGGGGCUCCGGGAGGGCCCCAUCUUCUUCUUCGCCGUCGGCCUCGCCCACUACACCGUGCUGUUCGUCACGCUGUACCAGCGCCUCCCCACCAGCGAGACGCUCCCGCGCGACCUCCACCCCGUCUUCUUCCUCUUCGUCGCCGCCCCCAGCGUCGCCUGCCUCGCCUGGGCCAGGAUCACCGGCGAGUUCGGCUACGGCUCCCGCAUCGCCUACUUCAUCGCCAUGUUCCUCUACGCCUCGCUGGCGGUGCGGAUCAACCUGUUCAGGGGGUUCAGGUUCUCGCUGGCGUGGUGGGCGUACACGUUCCCGAUGACGAGCGCGGCGAUCGCGUCGAUCCGGUACUCGUCGGAGGUGAAGAACGCGUUCACGCAGUCGCUGUGCAUCGCGCUGUCCGUGCUGGCGACGCUCACCGUGGCCGCGCUCUUCCUCACCACGCUGCUGCACGCCGCCGUGCACCGCGACCUCUUCCCCAACGACAUCUCCAUCGCCAUCACGGAGCGCAAGCUCAAGCCCAUCGCCGAGAUCCAUCCCGACGCCGCCUGCAAGGACCUCGAGGCCGGCGUGCCGCCGGCGUCAUCGUACGCCGGCGACCGAUCGACUUGGUGAAAGGAAGAGACAUGUCCGUGUAAUUUAAUUGUACGUGUACGUGGCGAUGUAGAUAGGACACUUGAGCUGUUGGCGACGUUGGGAUACGUCUACAGUCGUGCUUACAAGCUUCUUCUCAAGUAAUCUUUGGAAGUCAGAAGCUCUUCUGAAUAACAUUUUGUUUAAGUAUAGUCUCAUGUAAUCUUUAGAAAUCAGAAGCUCUUCUAAAUAACAUUUUGUUUAAGUAUAGAAUCUAGAAAAUAAAUUAGAAGUCGGAGUUCAAAGAAGCCAGCUUCUCACCAAGAGCUUGUUAGAUCUUAAGCUUCUUAUAGCACGUACAAGGGUGCUUAUUAGCUAACUCUUUUAAUCAUCACGCCACGUAAGCAAAUUUGGUGACGCUGAGGAAACAGAGGGAA
Messenger RNA from Oryza brachyantha (malo sina), 2585 nucleotides. Its product is annotated as S-type anion channel SLAH3-like. Gene Ontology annotation, biological process: transmembrane transport; intracellular monoatomic ion homeostasis. NCBI's taxonomy places the organism in Eukaryota, Viridiplantae, Streptophyta, Magnoliopsida, Poales, Poaceae. Gene Ontology annotation, cellular component: membrane. Bases 433 to 2190 code for a protein of 585 amino acids. The transcript has 5 exons. The record is from RefSeq and is a predicted model, not a curated record. Gene Ontology annotation, molecular function: voltage-gated monoatomic anion channel activity.